Danio aesculapii is the source of this 2805-nucleotide messenger RNA. RefSeq lists its product as uncharacterized. The coding region runs from base 511 to 1713 and encodes 400 amino acids. The transcript has 8 exons. Gene Ontology annotation, cellular component: membrane. The record is from RefSeq and is a predicted model, not a curated record. NCBI's taxonomy places the organism in Eukaryota, Metazoa, Chordata, Actinopteri, Cypriniformes, Danionidae.
UUAUUCACGAGUCGGACGUCGCCAGUCUGGAUUAUGACGCUGUCUGUGGGAUUACCAUACGCACGAAGGGCACCAACUCAUGAAACACUACUUCACAUUGAUUUUCUUGAUUAUUCCUUGUAAAUACGUCAAUAUUUAUUUUACUUCGCUGGACGAAACACUCUAUUUUUUCCACCUCAGGCCAGCGUUAGCAUGUUAGCCGUGCAGUCCCACAGGUAGCUUCUGUGCCUAAAUCGUAAAGUGCUGUUUGCUAAAUAAAUGGACGCUUUUGUUUUAUGCGUAGGUAAUGAAAAACAAGGAAAAUGUUAAUAAUAGGGUGGUGAACAGGAGCGGUUUAGGCAUUCGGGAGUGCUAGUUAGCCAGCUAGCUGUAGUUAAAGUGCUAUGCAUCAACUUGCCCCUCACUGAAAACCUCAACCUUUGUGUUUCUCACAUUGACCGAGAACUUCAGUUAUUAAAAUUAGUAAAUGAGACUAAAACCCCACCAACUGCGUUACAUGGAAAAUCUACAAUGUCGAGGAUUCUCCUGGGCCUGGUAGUGCUUGGAUUCAACGUUGCUGUUCAAGAUGUUCAUGCCUUCGACGUCCUGAACACCAGGCUUGUGAAUGACAAAGCAGGCGAGCGAUGCUCCGGGAGACUGGAGGUGCGUCACGGGCAUCACUGGGGCACUGUGUGUGAGCACGGCUGGGACGUGUGGGACGCUGCGGUGGUGUGCAGAGAGCUGGACUGUGGCUUUGUGCUGGACAUCCCGAGCGGCAUUCGGUACGGACGGGCCAGUGGAGAGGUGCUGUGGAGGGAUGUGAAAUGCUCAGGUGACGAGUUUGCCCUGGAUCUGUGUGAACGCAGCCUCAAUGAGCACGUGUGUACACACAGUCAGGAUGCUGGAGUGGAGUGUACAGGAAAACUUCCAGCACCCACCUUGUCAAUUCAUUCACGCUUCAAUGCCUAUUCGUCCGGUGAAGCCGUUCAGUUUAAAUGCACCGCCCCAUACUGGCAGUCCGUCAUCGACUUCCAUCUGUACAAAAGUGGUGUGGACACUCCGCUAGUGACCCAGAGAGCAGACCCCAGACAGAUGAUGGUAGAUCUGACCCUGUCGGACCUGGAAAUGUCCCACCAGGGCAGCUACAGCUGUCUGUACAGAAUACACAGCAAACUGAGAAACGCUCCUUCUGGAGAUUCUCCACACAGCAACUACAUCAACAUCACAGUCGUGGAUAUUCACACUCCCCAGAUCUGGUACAACACGUCUCCUGAGGCUCGGCCGGGGUGGGUCAUGCGGGGCCACAGUUUUAAUGUCACCUGUUCCACCCAGCCUCAGUAUCCUGGAGGCUCCUUUCAGCUGCGCCUCAUCAGGCCCAACGGGACCAUCCGACACUCUCUGCCAGCCCUCGCUCCCUCUGUUACCUUCACCUUCUCCAAUGCCCAGUCCAAUAACGAGGGUUACUACUGCUGUCUCUACAAGGUGCAGACUGGAGAGCGCACAUUUAUCUCCAGGGAGAGUCAGCCUUUACCCAUCUCUAUUCGAGAAGUGGACCCGGUGAUGAGCCCGGUGGUCAUCAGUUUGCUAGUAUCUGGUCUGACGUUUGUGGUGGCGACGUGUGCCAUUCUGAUAGCUGCCAAAGUCUACUGCAAAAGAGUGAGGAAACCCACUGAACUGGAACGAGAGAGCAGGACCUGUGUUGACAACACGUAUAUUGCCUUGACAGUCAAGUAAUAGGGGUUCAAAACAAAGCUAUAAGAAGCUUCCCUAAACUGGUCCAGUUGUGGUUGGUGUUUCAGCCUGUUCAAACCAUAGGGAAGAUCAGGAACCACACACACCACAAUUUCUUACUUUCUGCUAUUUUCUGUCAGAUGCAGAGAAAAGCAUUUCCGUUGUCAUUGUUUUUUUUAUUUCUUUCAAGGUUAAUGGUGAUGGGUGAGAUGUUUCUUUGUAAGUAAAUGCUGAGAUCACUAGACUUGAAGAGGUGACAUUACAACACAAGCUGUUGCACUAUCAUGGAUUUAAAAAGGGCUUUUUAGUUUUAGAGGUAUCAUGUCUGACCCGUCCUGAGGUCUUCCCAUAAUGUUGCAGGUAAAGACUGUAAAACUGUGAAAUCUUUUGGGUGUUUUUUUAUUGUUUCUUUUUUCAAGGGGCUUUAUUGUUUAAAAUGAUAUAUUUAUUGUGUUUUUUUUCUACUACAGUUGUUUUUUAAAGAUCAUAUGUGUAUGUUUGGUUUUAUCACAGAUGGGAACUGGGUCAGACAGCUCUAAGAACAACCUCUACAGCUUUAGGUUGCUACAUGAAUGUGAAAGUAUUAUUUCAUUGUACAUGUGGUCAAGUUUGUCCGUAAGUUCUCAUUGGAAUGAUUGUAAAUGCUUGAGCAUAUAAGAAUAUUGAGAUAUAAGAACAAAUCCUCAGACACAUGUAGUGUUAGUACAACACAGGAUAUAAUCUCUAUAGUCACAAAUAUGACGGAACGAUAAUAAUAGUUUUAGUGUGGACUAGCAGCAUACAGUCAACAUUUAAAGCAGCAGCAUUAACGUCUAGUGAAUCCAAGAAUAUAAUAAACACUACAGAAUAUACACUCCGUUUAUGACUAGGAUAUAAAUGUCUGGGUAAUUUAUUUGGAAGGAACAACUUGUUUGAAACAUUUAUACUGGUUUUGUAUUGAUAAAUAAGCAAAUGUUAAAUGCUGAAAUAAUAAUGAAAAUAUGUUUAAAACACUGCUCUCACUUCAUGUUACAUCCAUGUCUUGUAGUGUGAACUAAUGAUUGUUUUUUUACGUUGUAGGUUUAUCGGUACACACAAUAAAAUUUGUAAACUUGA